AUGCAACCACAAAGCCAAAAGAAUAAAUCGGGGCAUAUCUUUUUUCCAUCUGAAAAUACUCAUUUUAUAGUAUCUGAUCAAAUCGUUGGAGAAAACAACAUGGGAAUAAGAGACUUUCAUAUCAAGCUUAAGGCAUUUCGGGUGAAACGUUUUUUCUUUGGAAGAAGGAGAAAUAAAUGGAGUGCAAACAAGCCUUCAUGGAUGAUUCCAAUAUCACAUGGCCAUCAUGUGGUGGAGCAUCAUGUGAUCAAAGGUGGUUCUGAUGACUCAGAGUUUGAUUCAGUGGUAAUACAGAGGGAGCAGAUGGAUCACACAGAACUGUGGUAUUUUGGAAUCUUUGAUGCUGAAGUUGGAGAUGGAGUUACCAAGUAUAUGCAAUCCCAUUUCUUUGACAAGAAGCUAAAAGAGUGUCAUAUGAGGAAAAAAGGCAAAGAAACACUGAAGAGAGCUUACCUAGGUGUAAGAACAAAGAUCAGAGAGGCACUGAAGCCAGAGGAAGAGACAUGCAGAAUAGGUUCAACAUCAGUGAUGGUGAUAAAUGGAGAAAAGCUUGUGAUAGCCAACAUGGGAGAUUAUAGAACUGUCUUGUGCAGAGAUGGUGUUGCUUAUCAGACAACUGGCAGAUACAAUCUAUCAGCCAAGAGAAAUUGGUAUAGCAGAAUCUUUUCAGUACGCAUGAUAGCUUGUGAAUCAGGCAUGACAACAGGUACAAAGCAUUCUAAAGGCUCAGAACUUGUGGUGGGAGGUGAUAGAAUCGAUUCUGAUACUGAAUUUUUGAUCCUAGCAAGUAAUGGCAUAUGGGAGGUGAUGAAGAACCAAGAGGCUGUGAAUCUCAUAAGACACAUAGAGGAUCCACAAGAAGCAGCUGAGUGCUUGGCAAAGGAAGCUUUGAUUAGGAUGAGCAAAAGCAACAUUUCAUGCUUAAUCAUUCGCUUUGACUAG
Sphenostylis stenocarpa is the source of this 942-nucleotide messenger RNA. NCBI's taxonomy places the organism in Eukaryota, Viridiplantae, Streptophyta, Magnoliopsida, Fabales, Fabaceae. The record is from the annotation of a GenBank genome assembly.